Messenger RNA from Coregonus sp. 'balchen', 12494 nucleotides. NCBI's taxonomy places the organism in Eukaryota, Metazoa, Chordata, Actinopteri, Salmoniformes, Salmonidae. The record is from the annotation of a GenBank genome assembly.
AUGGAGUCGGGUUAUGCCUGUUUCUGUGGCAACGACCUGGACCUGCAUCGCCAUGGCGAGGCGCCCAGCAUGGAAUGCAACCAUGUGUGUUUCGGUGACCACACCCAGCCUUGUGGGGGAGAUGGAUGGGUCAUCAUCUUCGACAGUGAGUAGGACAUGAUUUGCUUCGGUCUAUGUACAUGUUUGACAGUUUGCUCUGGUCUGGUCCCUACACAUGAUCUAAACCAACUACAACUUCCCACCGGUGCUUGUAUGGUGCUUAAUAUAGUUAUAUGGUGCUUCACCUAAUGUGUACAAAGUGGAGUAUUUGCAGGUGCAUGGAGAAAAUAACAGUAUUUUCAAAAGAUGACACUCCAGUAAACUGACAAAUGUCAAUACUCCACAAACCAUUGAAUGGAUUCUCUCAGAACCAGCGUUGGAAAGAAGUGAAUAACCCAAUAUGGAAGGAUCACAUCACCACUCUCAAAACGUACUUAUUAGAAGAGUCAUGUGAAGAGAAUGUUCCAUCUCUCCCUUUGUUGUCAUAAAACGGUUUGCUGAUUUUGGCUAAACAAUACAUGCUACAUUUCUGUUUAAUAGGCUACACAAGCAUCAGGUUUAUGGCAGACAACUGUUAGAUAAUGAGAGACUGAUUUCACAGCUGAACAUAAUUACAACAAUGAUCAAAUGUGCCUUGUUCGAUCCUCAUCUUUCCACUAUGUGUUGAAAACUCUUCAUUCCACUCUGUGUCAUUGAGAGAGUCUGUUGUAUGUGGUUUCUAUAUGGAAAGGUUUCUAUAAUAACUCGGACACCAUAUGAGUCAAUAGGGUUAGUUGUAUGAGAGGGUUUAGUUUAGUCGAAUAGGAUCCCCAUUAGCUGUUGCACAUGCAGCAGCUACUCUUCCUGGGGUCCACACAAAACAUAAAAUACACAACAGAGUACAUAACAGUUAUAGACUAUAACAACAUAAACACACUUAUCUGAGAGACUUAUAAAGCUUGCACAAUGCAAAUGUCACUAAUUAAACCGUUAUUAAGUAAAUUAUUUUCCUCUGAUUAACUCCUCCAGCUCGAGUGGGGGCAUGUGGGGGUAACUACUCUGCCCCCUCUGGGGUGGUCUACUCCCCUGACUUCCCUGAUAAGUACGGGGCCGGGAGGGUCUGCUACUGGACUGUCCAGGUACAUCUUGGUUGUUGACUCUCCUACUGUCAUUGGCCUCUCUCCUAGCCCAAUAUCCCAGUCAUUUAGUUUGCUGUUUUGUUUUGAAUGCUGCGUCUGUUUUUCAGUUUCUUGCCAAUUGUAAAUCGUCCCUCGGGUUUCAGAAAAGCUAUAUAACGAUAUAAAGCUGCAUUAAUAAUAUAUAUGAUUUGUUAUCAGGUCCCUGGGGCCUCCGUGAUCCUGUUCAACUUCACCUUCUUUGACAUCUCGGACCAGACGGAUAUGGUGGAGCUACUGAAUGGCUACACCAACCAGGUCAGCUGGUAAAACCUUCCAUUCUAUUAUCUCCUAUAGGUUUUAUUUAUCUCUAUUAGUCAUUGCAUUUAUGUAUUUGUGCUGUGAAGUACGUUGUAUUGCUACCUUGUAUGACACGUGCUAUACGUUAAAAAAAUAACGUUUGAUUGAUUGAUUGAUCAGGUGGUGGCGAGGUUUGACGGCCGCUCCCCUCCCCGGGAGCUGGUCAACGUCACUGGAGACUUCGUUGUCCUCUACUUCUACUCAGACCGAACCAACCAGGCACAGGGCUUUGCUGUCACGUAUCAAGGUGGGUUUACACACACACACACACACACACACACACACACACACACACACACACACACACACGCACACACACACACAGACACACACACACCCACCCACACACACACACACACACACACACACACACACAGACACACGCACACACACACACACACACACACACGCACACGCACACCCACACACACAGACACACAUAGACACACAAACACACCCACACACACAGACACACACAGACAAACACACACAGACACACACACACAGACAAACACACACAGACACACACACACACACACACAUACACACUGUAGGAAGGGACUCUGCGGUCGACUUUUACUAGUAAAAUCACCAGGGUGAAGUUCUAUUCAAACUCCCUGUCAGUUCAGGAGUAGGUUUAAAGUAUUGUUCUCAAAUCUGGUCAUCAACAUGAUAUCACCCACACAGAGGUUGUUUUGAGGUUGUCAAAACAAUUGUCACAAAACAAUUGUAACAGUUGUACAAAAACAAAGCAAGUUGUUAUAGUAGCUAAGAUAGCAGAGGAGAUAAUCAUUUCCAGACAUCUCUCUCUCUCUGAAUGAUUUCAAUCCCAGCAGCACACCGACUGAACCACAUGAAGACACACAUUUCUCAUUUAUCUCUGGGAGCCAUAAUUUGCAUGAACAGGUGCAGGCUCACAUCCUGGUAUCCUAGGUCAAUGGCAGGGUUUUGCAUAGCAACCACGCCACCUGUCCGUCCGUCCGUCCGCCCGUCCGUCGACCCACCCACCCGCCUGCUGUUAAAUCAUCUAGACUAAUGUUGUGCUCUACUGAAGACACACAACCAUACACACACACCACACACACACACACACACACACACACACACACACACACACACACAUACACACACACACACACACACACACACACACACAUCACACACCACACAUCACACACCACAACAAACACCACACACACACCACCACACACAUCACCACAAACACACACACACACACAACACACACACACCACACACACACCACACACACACACACACACCACACACACACACACACACACACACCACACACACAGUGAGAGGUAGAGGGAGGGAGACAGGCAGGGGAGAUGCUGGUAGGAACCUUUUCUCUUCUCAUUUGCUAGCCAAUGCCUCACAGCUGCAGGUGAUAUUGGUGUUGCAUAUUUAAAUGUUUUGUUUUUCUAGUCACAGGGUGCGUGUCGUUGCAUAUCAAGCAUUGGUUUUAUCUAGACAUGUUGUUAUUGUCCAUUCAUUUGUAAUGUUUUUGUUUGUCAUCCGUGAAAAUCAAUACAACAUAAUUAUCUUUAUUCUUGUCACGAUCGUUGGAAACAGUGGACAAUGCGCAGCGUUAUUUGCGAACGUACUUCUUUUUAUUAGAAUGAACACACGAACAAAAACGAUAACGUGACGUCCUCGGUUCUAACACAAACCUAUACUGGAACAAGAUCCCACAUAAAACAAUGCCAAACGGCUACCUAAGUAUGGCUCCCAAUCAGAGACAACGAGCUACAGCCGUCUCCGAUUGGGAGCCACCCUGGCCAACAUAGAAAUACAAAACUAGAACAAACAAAGAAAACUCACACCCUGGCUCAACAUACAAGCGUCCCCAGAGCCAGGGCGUGACAAUUCUCUAUUGUUGUACACAUCACCUCUCAAUCUGAACCCAAUUUUUUAUUACACACUCAUUAUAAUAGAAUCAAAGUAUUUACGGAUAAAUAGCAAUUCUCUGUAUAGACCAAACUGUUGUAAACAUCCACUAUUGUUUCAGGUCCUUUAAGGCAUCAGCACUCAGCACUACUCUCUCUGAGUUAGUUGAUAUGGUUGACAUUAAAGCAAAGAGCCUACAGGGCUGGAAGUCAUACACACGUACACAUGCACACACAAACACACACGCACACACACACACACAACCACCCACCGAACCACCUGCACACACAGACACACACCCACGCACACACACAACCACCCACCGAACUACCUGCACACACAGACAUGCACACACACACACAAACACACACGCACGCACACACACACACAACCACCCACCGAACCACCUGCACACACAUGCACACACACAACCACCCACACACAACCACCCACCGAACCACCUGCAGAGACAUGCACAUACACACACACACGCACACACACAUAUACACAUAUACACGCUCACACACUAAAACUAUACUUCCUAUCCUUCUCUUAUUUUGUUCUGCUAAAAACAAUAUUGUAAGGUCAGAGUCUGACCCCCACACUGGCAGCCAAUCCCCUCCUGCUUGUGUCUCAAUCCUGACUUUACUUGUUUCAGACAGCAGACAUGUUGGGAAUGAAUGUAAAUAUUAUGAGACAUGCGUGCUUAGUCUGCUCCUGUACUCCCUGUUCACCCACGACUGCGUGGCCAAACAUGACUCCAACACCAUCAUUACGUUUGCUGAAGAGACAACAGUGGUAGGCCUGAUCACCGACAACGAUGAGACAACCUAUAGGGAGGAGGUCAGAGACCUGGCAGUGUGGUGCUAGGAUAACAACCUCUCCCUCAAUGUGAGCAAGACAAAGGAGCUGAUCGUGGACUACAGGAAAAGGAGGGCCGAACACGCCCCCAUUAACAUUGACGGGGCUGUAGUGGAGCGGGUCGAGAGUUUCAAGUUCCUUGGUGUCCACACUAUCAACAAACUAUCAUGGUCCAAACACACCAAGACAGUCGUGAAGAGGACACGACAAGACCUUUUCCCCCUCAGAAGACUGAAAAGAUUUGGCAUGGGUCCCCAGAUCCUCAAAAGGUUCUACAGCUGCACAAUCAAGAGCAUCCUGACCGGUUGCAUCACCGCCUGGUAUGGCAACUGCUCGGCAUCUAACCGUAAGGCGCUACAGAGAGUAGUACAUCACUGGGGCCAAGCUUCCUGCCAUCCAGGACCUAUAUACAAGGCGGUGUCAGAGGAAGGCCCUAAAAAUUGUCAAAGACUCCAGUCACCCAAGUCAUAGACUGUUCUCUGCUACCCCACGGCAAGCGGUACCGGAGCGCCAAGUCUAGGACCAAAAGGCUCCUUAACAGCUUCUACCCCCAAGCCAUAAGACUGCUGAACAAUUAAUCAAAUGGCCACCCGGACUAUUUACAUUGGCCCCAUUUGUUUUUACACUGCCGCUACUCACUGUUUAUUAUCUAUGUAUAGUCACUUUACCCCUACCUACAUGUACAAAUAACCUCGACUAACCUGUACCCCCGCACAUUGACUCGGUACCGGUACCCCCUGUAUAUAGCCUCGUUAUUGUUAUUUUAUUGUGUUACUUUUUAUUUCUUUAAAGAAAAUGUUGUUUUACUUUAGUUUAUUUAGUAAAUAUUUUCUUAACUCUUUCUUAAACUGGUUAAGGGCUUGUAAGCAUUUCACAGUAAGGUCUACACCUGUUGUAUUCGGCGCAUGGACAAAUACAAUUUGAUUUGAUUUGAAACUUCCCAAACUGCAAUAACUCGCACUCCAAUAGCUCAUAGAGAAUAAACGGCGGUACAUUCGAAAUCGUUACCCUUGUUGACGGAGAAAAAAGCGGCGUAACUUGAAUAAACAUACCUUUAAGAAGUACGUCAUGCUCAACCAUCCAAUCGACAAGACGCUCUUCUUUAUGAAAGACCACCACGGCUUUAUUAAUCUGCGACGCAUAAGCAACAUUUUCAUAGCCUACCUUCUCUCCUACAGCGACCAGAAACAUCUCCACAGUGACAGUAGUUUCAGUAACACACCUGAAGCCAAUGCCGAAGUGACAGGGACCGCAUCCCCAUGUGGGUCGCCAUCCCCACCAAAACCAGGGCAAUUCCAACAAGAAAUACAAUAUACCUAAUUCUACCAACAUAAAAAUAAUGACCUUAAUCAUGCAUAGAAAAAGGAAAACCACCAAGAAAAGGAAACAAGAAAAAAAACACAGUCGAUCUAACUCCAGACACUCGCUCAUACAAUUCCAAGCAUGCACCAAACACUCCCAGCAUGCAUGCAGAGAGAGAGAGAGAGAGAGAGAGAGAGAGAGAGAGAGAGAGAGAGAGAGAGAGAGAGAGAGAGAGAGAGAGAGAGAGAGAGAGAGAGAGAGAGAGAGAGAGAGAUGGGAGCACUGUAUAUAGACAUAAUAUGACACUUUACAUAUCUUUAUUCUUUUGGAACUUAUGUGAGUGUAAUGUUUACUGUUCAUUUUGUAUUGUUUAUUUCACUUUUGUUUAUUAUCUACAUCACUUGCUUUGGCAAUGUUAACAUAUGUUUCCCAUGCCAAUAGAGCCCCUUAAAUAGAAAUUGAAUUGAAUUGAUACAUAGAGAGAGAUACAGAGAGAGAGAUACAGAGAGAGAGAGAUACAGAGAGAGAGAGAGAUACAGAGAGAGAGAGCUACAGAGAGAGGCUACAGAGAGAGAGAGAUAUACAGAGAGAGCAAGAGAGAGAGAGAGAAAGAGAGAGACUGCCCUUGAGGCUAAGCUGGAUAAAUGUUAAUUCCAAACAGUAGGUUACUACAUCCAUAGGGUGCUGAGUGGUGCUAUGGUAAUUUCCCCCUCUGUUGAGGAGGAUAAACGCUCUCAGAUUACGUCUGAAGAAUGUUCGGCCGAGCCGAGGUUUGAAGCAGCGGCAACGCGGCAUUCUGUUGUAGCAAAUGUGGGAAACAUCACUCUGUUUAAGUAGUGUGAUAAAAAUAAAGAAAACUUUAACUUCUGGUAAAGAUUCAGUCAGUCCACCAGUCAUGGUAAAGAUUCAGUCAGACCACCAGUCAUGGUAAAGAUUCAGUCAGACCACCAGUCAUGGUAAAGAUUCAGUCAGUCCACCAGUCAUGGUAAAGAUUCAGUCAGUCCACCAGUCAUGGUAAAGAUUCAGUCAGACCACCAGUCAUGGUAAAGAUUCAGUCAGACCACCAGUCAUGGUAAAGAUUCAGUCAGUCCACCAGUCAUGGUAAAGAUUCAGUCAGUCCACCAGUCAUGGUAAAGAUUCAGUCAGGCCAAGGACUCAACAUCUUCCUGAUUUAGACAUCCAAGUCUUGACAUGAAGAAAACCAAGUGUUCCUGGUUGGGAGACAGACACAGUAGCAGCCACGGGUAGACACAUGGAAACAUUCUGAUGUUUGUUGUUGUUUCAGCUCUGAGAAGCCUGGACACCAGACCUAUGGAUGAGGAAGAGGAGGAGGAGGAAGAGGACACCAGUACGGUGGAGCCUCAGCUUGGGGGAGUAACGGAGAAGACUAACGGUCGCUCCUCACAGAUCCUCUACGUGAUAACAUCCAGUCCUGGUAAAUCGGACCACAACAUGCCAGGUCAGUGGGUCGGACCCAACGGGACCAACGGACACACCUCUAGUAUGUAGACACCAUCAUCUCUCUCCAGCCUUCCCUCCGUCUCUCUCUCUCACCAUACCUUUUCUACCUCUCGGAUCUCUCUAAUAGCGGUUUGUACUAUUUCUACUACAGAGGCUUCUGUCAUAGGGCUGUACAUUAACAAAGUGCAUUGGUAAUACUUACUGUAGUCUUUUAGAUUAACAGAAGGCUUUCUCCUAUAGGGUUCCCUGGUAUAGCUACAGUGGCUUGUGAAUGUAUUCCCCCCUUGGUAUUUUUCCUAUUUUGUUGCCUUACAACCUGGAAUUAAAAUUGAUUUUUGGGGGUUUGUAUCAUUUGAUUUACACAACAUGCCUACCACUUUUAAGAUGCAAAAUAUUUUUUAUUGUGAAACAAACAAGAAAUAAGACAAAAAAAUAGAAAACUUGAGCGUGCAUAACUAUUCACUAUAACACAAAGUCAAUACUUUGUAGAGCCACCUUUUGCAGCAAUUACAGCUGCAAGUCUCUUGGGGUAUGUCUCUAUAAGCUUGGCACAUCUAGCCACUGGGAUUUUUGCCCAUUCUUCAAGGCAAAACUGCUCCAGCUCCUUCAAGUUGGAUGGGUUCCACUGGUGUACAGCAAUCUCUAAGUCAUACCACAGAUUCUCAAUUGGAUUGAGGUCUGGGCUUUGACUAGGCCAUUCCAAGACAUUUAAAUGUUUCUCCUUAAACCACUUGAGUGUUGCUUUAGCAGUAUGCUUAGGGUCAUUGUCCUGCUGGAAGAUGAACCUCCGUCCCAGUCUCAAAUCUCUGGAAGACUGAAACAGGUUUCCGUCAAGAAUUUCCCUGUAUUUAGCACCAUCUAUCAUUCCUUCAAUUCUGACCAGUUUCCCAGUCCCUGCCACCACCAUCCUUCACUGUGGGAUGGUGUUCUCGGGUUGAUGAGAGGUGUUGGGUUUGCGCCAGACAUAACGUUUUCCUUGAUGGCCAAAAAGCUCAAUUUUAGUCUCAUCUGACCAGAGUACCUUCUUCCAUAUGUUUGGGGAGUCUCCCACAUGGCUUUUGGCGAACACCAAACGUGUCUUCUUAUUUUUUUCUUUAAGCAAUGGCUUUUUUAUGGCCACUCUUCCGUAAAGCCCAGCUCUGUGGAGUGUACGGCUUAAAGUGGUCCUAUGUAAAGAUACUCCAAUCUCUGCUGUGGAGCUUUGCAGCUCCUUCAGGGUUAUCUUUGGUCUCUUUGUUGCCUCUCUGAUUAAUGCCCUCCUUGCCUGGUCCGUGAGUUUUGGUGGGCGGCCCUCUCUUGGCAGGUUUGUUGUGGUGCCAUAUUCUUUCCAUUUUUUAAUAAUGGAUUUAAUGGUGCUCCGUGGGAUGUUCCCAAAAAAAAAAUUAUAACCCAACCAUGAUCUGUACUUCUCCACAACUUUGUCCCUGACCUGUUUGGGAGCUCCUUGGUCUUCAUGGUGCCGCUUGCUUGGUGGUGCCCCUUGCUUAGUGGUGUUACAGACUCUGGGGCCUUUCAGGACAGGUGUAUAUAUACUGAGAUCAUGUGACAUGGACAUGGACUUUAUUCAACUAAUUAUGUGACUCCUAAAGGUAAUUGGUUGCACCAGAUCUUAUUUAGGGGCUUCAUAGCAAAGGGGGUGAAUACAUAUGCACGCACCACAAGUUAUUUUUUUCACUUAACUUCACCAAUUUGGACUAUUUUGUGUAUGUCCAUUACAUGAAAUCCAAAUAAAAAUCAAUUUAAAUUACAGGUUGUAAUGCAACAAAAUAGGAAAAAUGCAAGGCACUGUACGUGGUGUCACUAUGUUUUCAUGACAUAUGCAUGGAUGUAUUUAACAUGUUAUUGUUCACCAUGUACAUAACGUGUUAUGAAGGAGGUGUGUGACCUGAGCCAUAUAUUGACAUUCAAGGGUUAUUCUUUAUUUUUACUAUUUUUUACAUUGUAGAAUAAUAGUGAAGACAUCAAAACUAUGAAAUAACACAUAUGGAAUCAUUUAGUAAACAAAAAACAAAUCAAAGUAUAUUUUAUAUUUGAGAAUCUUCAAAUAGCCACCCUUUGCCUUGAUGAUAGCUUUGCACACUCUUAGCAUUCUCUCAACCAGCUUCACCUGGAAUGCUUUUCCAACAGUUCCCACAUAUGCUGAGCACUUGUUGGCUACUUUUCCUUCACUCUACGGUCCGACUCAUCCCAAACCAUCUCAAUUGGGUUGAGGUCGGGGGAUUGUGAAGGCCAGGUCAUCUGAUGCAGCACUCCAUCACUCUCCUUCUUGGUAAAAUAGCCCUUACACAGCCUGGAGGUGUGUUGGGUCAUUGUCCUGUUGAAGAACAAAUGAUAGUCCCACUAAGCACAAACCAGAUGGGAUGGCGUAUCGCUGCAGAAUGCUGUGGUAGCCAUGCUGGAUAAGUGUGCCUUGAAUUCUAAAUAAAUCACAGACAGUGUCACCAGAAAAGCACCCCCACACCAUAACUCCUCCUCCUCCGUGCUUUACGGUGGGAAAUAUACAUGUGGAGAUCAUCCGUUCACCCACACCGCGUCUCACAAAGACACAGUGGUUGGAACCCAAAAUCUCAAAUUUGGACUCCAGACCAAAGGACAAAUUACUAUCGGUCUAAUGUCCAUUGCUCGUGUUUCUUGGCCCAAGCAAGUCUCUUCUUCUUAUUGGUGUCCUUUAAUUGUGUUUUCAUUGCAGCAAUUCGACCAUGAAGGCCUGAUUCACACAGUCCCCUCUGUUACUUGAACUCUGUGAAGCAUUUAUUUGGGCUGCAAUUUCUGAGGCUGGUAACUCUAAUGAACUUAUCCUCUGCGGCAGAGGUAACUCUGGGUCUUCCAUUCCUGUGGCGGUCCUCAUGAGAGCCAGUUUCAUCAAAGCGCUUGAUGGUCUUUGCGACUGCACUUCAAGAAACUUUAAAAGUUCUUGAAAUGUUCCGUAUUGACUGACCUUCAUGUCUUAAAGUAAUGAUGGACUGUAGUUUCUCUUUGCUUAUUUGAGCUGUUCUUGCCAUAAUAUGGACUUGGUAUUUUAUCAAAUAGGGCUAUCUUCUGUAUACCCCCCCCCCAACCUUGUCACAACACAACUGAUUGGCUCAAAUGAAUUAAGAAGGAAAUAAAUUCCACAAAUUAACUUUUAACAAGGCACACCUGUUAAUUGAAAUGCAUUACAGGUGACUACCUCAUGAAGCUGGUUGAGAGAAUGCCAAGAUUGUGCAAAGCUGUCAUCAAGGCAAAGGGUGGCUAUUUGAAGAAUCUCAAAUAUAUCAUUUACUUUGAUUUGUUUAACACUUUUUUGGUUACUACAUGAUUCCAUAUGUGUUAUUUCAUAGUUUUGAUGUCUUCACUAUUAUUCUAUAAUGUAGAAAAUAGUAAAAAUAAAGAAAAACCCUUGAAUGAGUAGGUGUGUUCAAACUUUUGACUGGUACUGUAUAACGCUGAUAUAAUAACGUGUGUGCUAAUAUUUUACAGUCGGAAUAUGUUCUGAGAAAGGUCUUUAGGAUAACAUGUGUGCUGGCAGUACAAGCAUUAUAGGACUGUACAAACUCAUAUGGUCUAGAUCUGCCAGACUGUUUUUUGAUUUAUAGCCCCCUUGUAUAUCUUUCUGAUCUGAGGUUCUAUAAAAUGCCUCCAGAUUCUCUAGAGGUUGAUAUGGUUCUUCCUAACUGGUAUGUAUUCCUCAAACUCAAAUUCUAUGUUUCUGUGUUGACAGAGUGGACCAUCUACACUCUGGCUGCUCUCCUGACUCUGACAGUCAUAGUCAUGGUAACCAAACUACUGCUGCAUAUCACAGUCAAGUAAGGAUUACAUUUCCUGUUGUUCACUGUAACUUAUGGGCUGUAAAGUUGUAAAGUUGUAUUGUACUAAUGCCUCAGAGUGUAAUAGAAGUAUAGUUGAUGCCAAGUGAUGUCUUUUUAAGGCUGUAAGAGCCACACGCUAGUGGGAUUUAUAACCUAAUGUUACUAUUCUCUGUGCCACAUGUAUUUAAUUAUUUAUCUCUCUCUCUCUCUCUCUCUCUCUCUCUCUCUCUCUCUCUCUCUCUCUCUCUCUCUCUCUCUCUCUCUCUCUCUCUCUCUCUCUCUCUCUCUUGCUCUCUCUCUCUCUUGCUCUCUCUCUCUCUCCUUCACCCUCCUUCCCUCCCAUCACCUUUUCCCUCUCCCUCUCUCCUCCUCUCCCCCCUCUCUCCCCCUCCUCUCUCCCAGAUCUCCCAACAUCCCGACCAUCAGUGGUUCAGAGAGCUGCAGCGGCCAGAGUGCUGGGUCUGAGCCCUGGAUCAUCCUUUACCAGCCCUCCACCAUCUCUCUCUUCAAGAAGAAGCUAAAGAACCACCACGGAGACCUCAGCCCUCUGGUGGGCAACUAGGGAACUGCAGCCUGGUAUACUACCGCCAUCAGUACUAAACCCUGUACCGGGGCCUACCCUACCAGAGCAAGCCACAGAGCUAGCCGCCCCAAACCAAUGAGACUCUAUGGGGCACUGAGCUACAAAGCUAACAUGCUAACUAAUGACUGAUUCACUGACUCACUGAGUGACUACUACCAAAUGGUCCAGACAGGGCUGUCUGUGUCUGCUGUGUACAAGGCAGGAGAGGAGAGUAGAUGUACAAACAGCUCAAGGUGGACAUUUUACUGCAGGGCACUCAUCUUCUUGGGGUUCUACUUCCAUUGUCCCUCCAUGGAUGUCUGAGAGAUCAUUGAAGUCCUCCUUUAGAGACAGUGGUUGGCUGGGGCCAAAGCAGAUUCCAGUUUCCACAGGACUCCUCCAGAAUGCAGGCCUUCCAUUGUAACUGUGUCCCAGUGGGGCACAAAAUGGCAGACUACUCAUCUCUCCUUGUUUUAAUAAUCUGCAAACAACAAAGGGAGCCAUGCAUAUUCCCUAUCAGUGACUGUAACUGGUGUCUCACAUAGAAAAAGGGGGUUGAAUCCUGAUCAUUAUCAAGGGACGAGGACACCAACCCCUUCAUAUUACAGUACAUGUAACUCUAACUCAGUUGUGUAACUACAAUUAAUACCACUAUGGACAAUCGGCAGUUAUUGAACCACAACAGCCAGACAGCCUGAAAGGGAACCCCCUCUCCUCUCAGAUAGCAUUGAGUUACCUGUGACCGUGUUGCGUUAUGUAGGCCAGCCAGCAGCUCUGUGUUUGAGAUAUAUAGAGAGAAGAGAGUCCCUCUCCUCUUGAGGUGAUACACCUGUUCUAUCUGGAGCCAGGAGAAUCGAUACCAUGAGUAAGUCACAAAGAAAGAAAGUGUGUGCGGUUGCUGCAUAUGCCCGGCAUGAAUAACCAAAUCAACCAAAAAAAAAAAGAGACAUGCACACAGAGAGAUAAAUGAAGAUUAAAAAAAGAACACUUGCUCGCUCCCUCGCUCUCUCUCUCUCCCACACUGCCUCUGGAGGAAACCAUAUCAGAAGUCUCUCCCAUGAUGGAUGGAGGGGGGAGAGGGAAGAAGGAGGGAAACAGAGGGAGUAGAAAGGUAGAGGA